AUGGCGAGGGUGAGGCCGGGGAAGUUCAGAUGGAUGAGAUCAGACGGCAGGGCAUGACUAAGAGGCCCGUAAACCGAGGCGCUCCCCGCAAAUGCCAGGCCGUCGCAGUUUAGCCUCGGUCCGGUGCGACGACUUGGACUGAGCAUCGCGAUCGCCCUGUCCUCAUUACCGAACCACCUAUCAUCCACCAUGGGUCUACUGUUCAACUACACCCCAAGUUUCUUACUCACUUAGACAUCACCCAAUUCUCACUGCAUCGACUCGCACUUGUCCGACACACGCCCUGAUCCCCCCUAUCCGCUUGUUUCGUCAUGGCUGGAGCCGUACGUCAGCCGAUCGACGUUCCUUCGCUGGAGCGCUACAUCGACAAGAACGUGCCAAUUAUACAGACUCCGUUGGAGAUCAAGCAAUUCGGUUUCGGACAAUCGAAUCCCACCUACCAGCUGAUCGCCGCCGAUGGAAAGAAAUAUGUGUUGCGCAAGAAACCUCCCGGCAAACUACUGUCGAAGACGGCACAUAAAGUCGAGCGCGAAUACAAGGUCAUUCAUGCCCUAGAGCAGACCGACGUCCCCGUACCGAAAGCCUAUUGCCUCUGCGAGGAUAGCAGCGUCGUUGGAACCCCAUUCUAUAUCAUGGAAUUUUUGGACGGGCGAAUAUUCACCGACCCGGCCAUGCCCGAAGUCGGCGCGGAGGAGAGAAAUGCACUAUGGAAAGACGCGGUCCACACGCUCGCCAAGUUUCAUCGAGUCGUUCCCAAAUCGAUCGGAUUGGAGGGGUUUGGGAAACCGUCGGGCUUCUAUGAUCGGCAGAUUGCCACGUUCACAGCGGUCUCCAGGGCACAGUCCCAGGCGGUGGACGUCGAAAGCAAGGAGCCCGUGGGCGAAUUACCGCAUUUUAUGGACAUGGUACAGUUCUUCUCCAACAAGGCCACUCAGCCUCAGGACCGCGGCAGCCUGGUGCACGGCGACUACAAGAUCGACAACAUGGUCUUCCACAAGACGGAGCCGCGGGUGAUUGGCAUCCUGGACUGGGAGAUGGCCACGGUGGGCCACCCGCUGUCGGACCUGUGCAAUCUCACGAGCCCGUAUUUCCUGGACGGUACGGAUCACAAGACCGAGGAGUUCCAACCCGACGCCAUUCCGGGCCUGCCCACGCGUGAUGACUGCGUGCGGUGGUAUCGCGACCUGGCGGGUUGGGACCCGACCCCUGAUAUACUUUGGGGCGACGCAUUCUUUUCGUGGAGGAGCUCCGUGAUCAUGCAGGGUAUCAAAGCUCGGUAUGCGCUGAGACAGGCUAGCAGCGCUAGGGCGCAGGAGUAUGCCCAAAAGACCGUGCCGCUUGCUUUGGGGGCGUGGGAACGGGUCCGACAAGUGCAAGCCGAAUUGCCCCCAAAAGGCAAAUUGUAAACCACCGACCCGGUUGCCCUCCCCCCCCUUCCUUCCGCGCUGGCUCUGUUCUCUCGGGGAAUGAGGAUGAAGGGAUGGGUGGGAUUGUGGAGUUGGGGUUUUAUAGUUCGCGGCCCAGCGCCGCCUGCGGCCGCCGAAUCUUCUUACUAAAUGUGGCAAGCAUAACGAUUGACGCAGGAUUUCUCAAACCGUUGACUCCCUGGUGGAUAUGAGAUUAGGGUCGUCUUACUCUUAUGCUCCGCAAGGAUUUUGGAUCUUCGGCUACUCCGUGUAAUCCUGAUAUUCCUGUCAAUCACUUGGCGUUGUUAGUUGACUAGAGUCAUCUACGCA
Messenger RNA from Aspergillus steynii IBT 23096, 1736 nucleotides. RefSeq names its product phosphotransferase family protein. Bases 312 to 1406 code for a protein of 364 amino acids. The transcript is spliced from 3 exons. The record is from RefSeq and is a predicted model, not a curated record. Lineage: Eukaryota; Fungi; Ascomycota; Eurotiomycetes; Eurotiales; Aspergillaceae.